Molecule: messenger RNA, 903 nt
Organism: Penicillium malachiteum
Lineage: Eukaryota; Fungi; Ascomycota; Eurotiomycetes; Eurotiales; Aspergillaceae
Product: opsin family protein
Exons: 5
Coding region: 1-903 (300 amino acids)
Cellular component (GO): plasma membrane; endoplasmic reticulum
Source: RefSeq, a predicted model, not a curated record
AUGAUGGUCCCUAAUAACUUUGAAAGUUUCCCAACCCCUACCACCACCUCUUCGGUGGCGCCUAUCCCCACAGUUAUCCCGAUCGCCCCGCAUAUUCAAGAGAUCCACGCCACCGGCGAACGUACUCUAUGGGUCGUUACUGUGUUAAUGGGAAUCUCUUCUCUGGCAUUCUACUCCCUCGGCUCCACAAAGCCUCUGUCAAAGCGGGUCUACCACACUCUGAGCGCUUUGAUCACAACCAUCUCCUUCAUAACCUACCUCGCCCUCGCAACCGGUCAAGGCCGUGACUGGCUCUGGUUCGACAUCGUCACAAAGCACAAACAUGUCCCCAAUGUCACCGAUCAAGUCGUCCGCGAGAUUCUCUGGCUACGUUACGUGAAUUGGGCCCUUAGCACCCCACUCCUCUUGACCAAUUUUGCCCUCAUUUCUGGUCUCCCCGGUGCCCAUCUCUUCUCUGCUAUAGUCUCGAACUGGGUCAUGCUGGCAGCUGGAAUAUUUGGAUCCUAUGCUGGUCAUACCCCUGCACGCUGGGCCUGGUUGACUCUGGCUUGUAUUGCGUACUUGACUACGCUGCAUCAUGCUGGAUUCCAUGCUCAACGUGCGGCACAGGGCAAGGAUGCGUUGCUGACAAGAUUCUUUGGAGCUUUUUCGGGGUCGGCAUUCGUGGUUUUUGCUCUAUUUCCCAUUACGCUUGCUGCUGGGCCUCUCGCUCUGAAGCUUAGUCCGGAUGUGGAGACAGUUCUCUUCGCUAUCCAAGAUAUCUUUACCCAAGGUCUCCUGGGUUACUGGCUUAUCUUGUCGCAUGAUAACGCGCAGGGAAGUACUCUUCAUGUCGAUGGUUUCUGGUCCCAUGGAAUCGGAAAUGAAGGUGCCAUCCGCAUCCACGAUGAGGAGGGUGCGUAG